CCUGAACAACACGAAUGUCAACACAAAUCAGGAGAUUUUUCAAAACACAUUAUUGGUGGCCUUGUCUCCUUUAUCUCACUUCCCGGCCGAGCAAUUGACCCUCGAAAACAUCUGGAUUCCGAAUUUGACCCCGGAUCCCACAAUAUUCCACGGACCCGCCAAAGCGGACCGUCCAGUCUACUCACCCUCCUACUUCGAUCUGCCGGACACUUGCAAUAUCCUAGGUCAGAGCUGACAAAGACGAAUCUUGGAUCAUUGCCUCAACCCCAUCCUCAUCCAACUCGAUAACCAGGAAAAAAAAGAGGCCUUUGCGACCUUCGAUUGAAUCCCAACCCAAAGAGUAACACUGACACUCAUCCCAUGGCGGAGAUGUGGGAUCCCUCGGACGUCGACUCACCCGAUACUACCGGCGACCUGGCCGCGUCCCAAGCGUCCCAAGCGUCCCAAGCGUCCCAAGCGUCCCAGCCUCCAGGCCGACCUCCUUCCUUUCCUUUGACGCUCGAUUCGUUCGAGAUGUUUCAUUGCGGUCAAUGCCGCAAAACAUUCAGUGCCCGCGGUUCGGCCCGGACUCAUCGGCGGGCCAACACGUGUCGAAAUGCCCAGGAGUCUCCAUGCACGACGGAUCACAUUCAUAAACCAAUUCGCCUCGAAUUCGAUACCAUGGCCGAGGCCCAGAAUUGGUUGUUGGAAAAGCAAUUGGAUCGGUUCUUUUCCACUAGCACUGUAAGAAAUUCCUUUCGGGUUAUGCGCUGCACUCAAGAUGUCAGGAGUAGGUUAGCCAGUAGUAAAAAAUCCAAGAAGACAUACCAUUGCGAUGCCAGGAUCUUCUUCAAGCAAAGUGAGGUAUGCGCUUGUGAUAGUCAUGAAUCAGAAUGGUGUUGGAAUGUGAAACAACUAGUUCUGGUUUAUGGUUGUCUGGAACAUUCACAUCCUAUUGAGCGGAACAAAAUUCGGUUGUCCAAAGCUACCAAAGAUCGGGCAGCAGAGCUCCUCGCCGCCGGUGUUUCUUCGGACGUCGUGCUAAAAGAAUAUCUUUCACAACACGAGCAAGAUCCGGAGAGCAAACCUUUAUCUUACAGCGAUGUCUACCGCAUUAAGAGGAUGUGCAAACUUAAAGGUUAUAAUGGGAAAAAUGCCAAUGACAACAACGCUUCCGAAUUGCCAAAUGAACCAGUUUUUAAGGGACCUUUCUUUGAAAAACGACUGACUGAAACGAUCAUUGUGGUUGAUAUCGACGGAAAAAGAUUGGAAAGCGAACAAACGGAACUCGAGUCAGUUUUGGCCGAGAUUGAGAAGGCUGAAGAGAAGAUGCGCUCAAUCAAGGAUAUUUUGAAGGCUGACGAUAAGUCUUUUGCGGAAAAAAAACUUUUAAUAGAAUCGUUUAGACUCCCCCUCGCCAAUUUGAUCAGUACACCCCACAAUCUCUAAGGCUAAUACAUCGGACUUUGUUCAUUUGUCUCAGAUCAUUGGAGCGCGGAAAAAAGAUACAUCGUAAAAAAAAAAAUUGUCAUUUUGCCUGAAAAUAAUUUUUGAUUUUGAAAGAAAAUGCAUUUUUGAAGUUUUUAUUCACA
Tigriopus californicus is the source of this 1571-nucleotide messenger RNA. RefSeq lists its product as uncharacterized. The record is from RefSeq and is a predicted model, not a curated record. The coding region runs from base 361 to 1428 and encodes 355 amino acids. The transcript is spliced from 5 exons. Lineage: Eukaryota; Metazoa; Arthropoda; Copepoda; Harpacticoida; Harpacticidae.